Messenger RNA from Lathyrus sativus (Indian pea), 567 nucleotides. NCBI's taxonomy places the organism in Eukaryota, Viridiplantae, Streptophyta, Magnoliopsida, Fabales, Fabaceae. The record is from the annotation of a GenBank genome assembly.
AUGAAGAGAUUUUGCCCCAAGCUUUCUUUUCUAUUGUUUCUCUGUCUCUUUUUGACAACUUGUGUGCAUUCUAUAGCCCAGACUUGCCGCCCAAGCGGUAGAAUCGAAGGAAAGAAUGCUCCUCCAGGACAAUGCAAUCAAGAGAAUGAUUCUGAUUGUUGUGUGCAAGGAAAAAUGUACACUACUUAUCAAUGUUCUCCAUCCGUAUCUACUUACACCAAAGCAUAUCUCACUCUUAACAGUUUCCAAAAAGGUGGAGAUGGAGGCGGCCCUUCUGAAUGUGACAGGCAGUAUCAUUCCGACGAUACUCCUGUAGUUGCACUUUCCACCGGAUGGUUCAACCACGAGAGCAGGUGCCUCAAAAAUAUUACCAUCAGUGCGAAUGGAAAAAGUGUGGUGGCCAUGGUUGUCGAUGAGUGUGACUCCACAAAAGGAUGCGAUAAAGAUCAUGAUUACCAACCUCCUUGUCCAAACAACAUUGUGGAUGCUUCCAAAGCUGUGUGGAAAGCUUUAGGCGUGCCUAAAGAACAAUGGGGUGGCCUUGACAUUACUUGGUCUGAUGCUUGA